AUGGGUCUGGUAAAGCAAUCUCCAUCAGAGUUGGAGACUUUAUCUCAGAUAUAUGCUACACGUAUCCAAGCUACUUCUUCGUUUUGGAUAGAAAAGAAGCGUUUGAUGGAUAGUUUGGUCAAGAAUGCAGUUACACCGCAAGAAUUGGAGAUACUGGCUACCAAGUCCUUUAAUGAGUACGCUGGAUUUCGAGCAAGUGUUGAAAACUAUACCACUAUAUGGCAUCAAAGACAUACUGCAAGACGUGUCGAUUCAAGUGUACAGCUUCCCAAUUCAGCUUCAGCAAAUAAUAUGCGGACAUUAGAAGAUCAGGUUCAGACCGCCCGAAUAGAAUUGGAUCGUUUAAUCAAACGACGAUUAAAUUCUAUGUCCACUGAACUCAAUCUACCUUUGACCAGAGAGAGAACACCACUGGAAAAGGCCGCGUAUGAAAAACAGCAUGAUGGUGAAUCUUCAAUGAAUGUAUCAGAUAUGUUUACACAGACAGAUUGCUUUCCCUCAAAAGGGUGGAAUCAGAAUACCUCAAAAACAUGUCUGUAUGAUGAUGAAGACUUGCUCAAAAUUCUAAAGUCCAUCAAAUCCGAUGGCUUGGCAUUUUGUAACAGCAGAAAUAAUCUACACUUUAUGCAAUCGAUCAAUGGUCAAAGCACAACAAAAAUUUGGUCUGCUUUAAAUGUGCAUAUGCCCACAUGUAGUUUAGAGGAUAUGCAGUCAAAGUUUCAUGAGUUGCAUCCAAAAUUCAAACACGUUGGAGUAGAUGAUAUUGCUGAAGCAGCAUCAAGCAGGAAAGAAAGUUUUUUGUCAUCUCACAUUGAAAUCGGUCAAAUUGCCAUAGCCUCGCAAUCUUGCCUAGUAGCACAACAGUAUGCCAAACAUGGUAUACCGCCAAACCUACGACCACAGUUGUGGAAUCUGAUGAUCCAGUGCAAUGCUUCGGAAUCAUACUCGUUGCAUGUUAGUCGUGUAUAUAAAGGAUUGAGAAAUAAGCUAUUGCAUUAUGACUUAUUAGUAGACAAACUAAUCCAACUUGACUCUAAACACUCUGCAAAUGACAAUUCGUACUUUGUAUUUGAAGACAUGGUGUGCCAAAUUCUUUUGCUUUGGACACGAGAUGAAUGGCUUUCAACAGCCAUUGCGACAAACACAGCUGCUUCUCAAAAUAGAGUGUUUAAAUCAGUUGAUAGUUUACAAAAUGACUAUAAAUUAGAACAAAGUGCACACUCCAUGCCAAAGAUUUUUGAUUGCAUCCAUGAGUCAUGCAUAGCAGCCAAACGAAAAUUUCAAAAUGUAGACUAUCCACAAAAUGGGAUCUAUCCAAUCUCUGGAAUAUCAUUGUAUGCUAUGCCAAUCUGUUUUGUCUAUGCAGAUCCCGGACAUGCAUAUCUGACCUUUCGUGAACUUUAUGCUAGAUAUUUUUCUCGUUUGCAUUGUAUUUCUUCCAAGCCUGAAACAUUGCUACAUCUGUGCCUUACUUUUGAAGUCUUGAUGAAACAAGCAGACGCAGUAGUAUUUUAUCAUCUCUCAUCGUCUCUGCAACUAUCUCCAUUGAAUCUCGUGUUUAAAUGGAUACUAUACGGAUUUGUGGGUAUUUUGGACUGUGAACAGGUGUUGUUACUUUGGGACAGAGUAAUUGCAUUUGAUUCUUUGGAAUUGAUUCCGUUGACUGCAGUUGCUCUAGUUUAUCAUCGUCGUAAACAAAUUAUGGAGGCACAGACAGCAGAUCAAGUCUAUAUUACAGCCGAGUUUAAUAGCUGUAUGCUAUUUAGUGCUAUUCGAUAA
Molecule: messenger RNA, 1779 nt
Organism: Batrachochytrium dendrobatidis JAM81
Lineage: Eukaryota; Fungi; Chytridiomycota; Chytridiomycetes; Rhizophydiales
Exons: 10
Coding region: 1-1779 (592 amino acids)
Source: RefSeq, a predicted model, not a curated record